Molecule: messenger RNA, 468 nt
Organism: Sinocyclocheilus rhinocerous
Lineage: Eukaryota; Metazoa; Chordata; Actinopteri; Cypriniformes; Cyprinidae
Product: cytochrome b5-like
Exons: 2
Coding region: 121-453 (110 amino acids)
Cellular component (GO): membrane; intracellular membrane-bounded organelle
Molecular function (GO): heme binding
Source: RefSeq, a predicted model, not a curated record
UGCAACUGUUGGUACUUCCAGUAUAUUGACUAUCGAAGUACGUGAGGUGAUCGAUCAGCAAAGGAACUCUGGAGAGUUUCUGUAACCUCCCGAACAAAUAACACACAUUUAAACAAACCAAUGGAAAACAACGAAACAGACGGAACGGGUGUUAAAUAUUAUCGAUUGUCAGAGGUGGAGGAACGGAACUCUUUUAAAAGCACAUGGAUUAUCAUUCACAAUAAAGUGUACGACGUCACGAAGUUUCUCGAGGAGCACCCGGGUGGAGAGGAGGUGCUGCGAGAGCAGGUGGGUGGAGAUGCCACAGAGAGCUUUGAAGAUGUCGGCCACUCGACAGAUGCACGCGAGAUGGCCAGUUCGAUGGUCAUAGGAGAGCUGCAUCCUGUAAGUCUGCCAGAACGCAGUAUUAUUGUUGAGCAAUCGUGUGAAGAAGGCCUUUUGUUGCAGCAUUAAGACAUCAGAUAGUGU